AUGAAGGCAUGGAUGAUAAUGUUGUUGGUGGUUUGUGUUGCUGUGAUAAUAGAGCAAUCAGAGGCUAACAAAGGCAGAAAGUAUUUGAAUCCAGGAGUGCUUAGCCCGUGCCAUGGUCCUAAUCCUCCCGCAGGAUGUCAUCCUCACCAUUCCCAGAACAAACCCCGUGCCCCUGUUCACAAUUAUCGUCGUGGUUGCACUAGAAUUAACCGGUGCAAACGAGAUUAAACCUCACAUAUAUGAUGAUGUCCCUUUACAUUGAUCCUUCUUCU
This is a messenger RNA of Camelina sativa (false flax), 272 nucleotides long. Lineage: Eukaryota; Viridiplantae; Streptophyta; Magnoliopsida; Brassicales; Brassicaceae. The record is from RefSeq and is a predicted model, not a curated record.